AUGGGAUCAAAGCAAACAAAACCAGAAUCCAUAGACUAUGAAAGCAAGUUGACUGCAAUCAGUCUUAGUAUCGAUCAACAUUUGACAGCAGUUCUCAGAUCAACUGAAAUCAAAAGUUUGAAGGAAGUGCACAGAAAUGAGUAUCACAAAAACAUAGACCAAAAAGUAAAAAUAACCACUUCCAUUUCAAUAGAAAUCACCUUAUACAAACUUAAGAAAAGCCAAGGAGAUUCAGCUUAUCAAGUCCAUAUCAAUAACAUCAGAGAUUACAUUGAACAAUUGUGCAAAGAAGAUAAGUAUAAGGUGAUCAAACAACGAUGUGAGGCUUUAAUGUUAGGCAUCACUUGUGAUGAAAGUUACUCUGAAUGUUUAAAGAGAAACUGGAAGAUGAUCACCGGUGGAAUUGGAGUAGCGUUUGGUGCUGCAAUCUUGGUUAUUUUGGUGGUCUUGCACUGUAUCCCAUUUUUUAACUUUGUCCUUGGAAUUGGUGCUUUUAUUGCAACAUCUCCUCUAAUUUUUUAA
Molecule: messenger RNA, 522 nt
Organism: Heterostelium album PN500
Lineage: Eukaryota; Evosea; Eumycetozoa; Acytosteliales; Acytosteliaceae
Exons: 2
Coding region: 1-522 (173 amino acids)
Source: RefSeq, a predicted model, not a curated record